CCCAGGGUGUAUUUGACGGUUUUCCAAUGGCUUUUUGACUCAUUUUGCGACCUCGCAAUGCUCCAAGCAGUAUCCAAGCGAUUUCCGCCGCUGUAUCAUGCCGUUCUUGCUUCCAAGGUCAACCACGGGCCUGUGCGCAUUGAUGUUCGCGGGGUGGCCAGAAUUCGCAUCAAUCGUAACACUGGAGUGAAGGCGGUGAAGAUGAGCCCUCCAAAGACAGAGUGGCAGGCUGCUGCUGAAAAAGAGUUCCUUCAAAUGCGCUCUAGGGUCCCCAAGGAUGAGCUUCUGUGGCACUUGACACCUGAUGAUGUCCAGCACUUGUCUCCGGAGAUGAGAAAGUGCUUAACUCUUCGGUGUGGAAGUUCGCGUGACAUCUCUCAGUGGCGAAAGCAGCAAUUGAUCCGCAAGUUUCAAAGGCGCCCAUUUGACACCAACAGUCCUGCAGUACGGAUUGCUUGCCUCACAGAGAAGAUUCUUCGUCUCCGAGCGCAUCUUUUGCGAACGGACUUGGGGGGCUUUCAUCAAGAAGCCAAGCGAGCUAUGAGGAUGUACUUGACACGGAGAACCCGGACAAUGAAAUCUCUUUACAAGUCAGACUAUACACUGUAUCGUCAUACUUGCUUGGAGCUGGGCAUCAGGUGUAUACGCUUUGCGAUUCCCUUGCCUUCGGCUGACCCACAAAAGAUGCUGAACCCACAAGCAGUCGAUGGCGACCACGCCAGGUGGUUGAUCCGGCAGCGGUUGUACAAGGCGAAGCAUCGACCACGAGAAGUUCGAGAGCCAGGAACACAGCGGCGAAUCCGCUGGACGCGUCACCCAUUGGAACCUGUUCCAGAGAGCCAUGGCAGGCCAAAGCCCACUCCACAGCAGAUUUCCCGAGCAUGGCCAUACGGCGUCCGGCAAGAACGAGUCGAGGGACGGCAGGUGAUUUACAAUCCAACUGCACCUGGUCUUGGAUUCUGGCCUGCCAAGCAGAAGAUCGUCGGCGGCCGCACUCCAGAGCCACCUGAGUGAGGUAGGCUGAGCAAGUCUGCCAAAAACGGGCGUGCCCUUGGAAGCCCAGGAUUGCUGUGCAAAGUUCUGCAAAGUAUAUAAUUAAUGCACAGCACUGCAUGUCACGUGCGAGCUCGGAAACUCUUCAAGUCGGCUUGUGAAUUGGAUGCUUUGAUCCUUUCAAGAUGUUUUUCAGGUUUAGCAGCUGAAACAAGUUGUGGCUCCAAUCACCCACAUGACCCACAUGGUUGUUUCAUUCACGGCCUGCAGCCCUUCACCUGACAUCAGCUUGGGACUUCUGUGGGCGACCUGGAGGGGGGUUCGCCGAUAUGGCUAUGGCGUUCACGAAGAGGAACACAAACCACAGGUCUUCAGCAAUUUGCCGCAGCCACGGAGGCAAGCUCGAAUCUUUCAAUGUCCAGUGGCCGAAUCAUGUGCAGCGAGGAGUAUGUGUGGUGCACCAGUCCUUUGGUUGCUCUUUGGCGAAACAGACCUUGGCUGAUGAAGCGCACGAGGCCCGAUGAUACAGGUAGACCUGAGCAGUGUGAUGCAGCGUGUCCUCCUUUGCUUCUUGAGCACAUGGUCAAGGCCAGGCAGGCAACCGGUCGUUGGCGUUUGCAAAGCUCAACACUGACCUCAGUGCAGGCGACGCGUCCACCAAAAGCGAUGCUGUUAUUGAAUGCUAUUGAACUCAGUCGGAACGCGAUCUGAGUUGGGUUCCUUGUUAACACCAGGCAUUCUUUCCAAGGCUUGCAUUGGGAGUGUUGGGUCCCGGAUGGUUCUCUCUACUUCUUCAGCUCUCCUCAGACUUUUUCUCUAGCCGCUAGCCACAAAGACCUUCCGACAGUCCGUCAUGAGGGGCACACCAGGCUCAACCAGCAGUCUCAACAGCCUCGCCUUCUCGCAGGCCCACGCUCCCCGCCCUAAUCUGGAGCUUUUGGUCGAACAUAAUAUAGUCGCUGGCUUUGCCCUCAACCAGCGCUGCAGAGAAUUUUGCCUGCAACUGCUCAGAGACGGAAAUGAGAUCUCUCAUCGUUGGUGCAACAUGGCACGACCACCUACAGUCAGUAGGUCCAGCGGAUGUUCUUGCCCAACUGGCAAAGCAUUGUGUCCAAUGGAGAGCCAGGUUGAGCCGACCGUCCAGUCUCAUGGCCAACCCAGCCCUCUUUCACACCUCCCCCCCCUCUGGCCGAGAUCAUUGCCUCAUGUUGACGGCGGGGGGUGUAAUGUUUUCUGCUUCCAGGGCUUUGGUACAGGCGGAGCUCCACGUCCAUCCACAUCGAACAUCGAAGUUGUGCAGCUGGAGCAUCGAAUUCUGGUUCACCGCGGCCUUCAUGGCUUCCAGAGGUCGACUGCCUCGUUUUCGUUCUGAGCUCCAUCCACUCCCUGAUGUUGCCGCCGUCGAAGGCAAUGUCAUAGGCCGUAGGCUCUAUCGCCUCAUCCUUCCAUAGGUGGUCCUUGAGGACUAGCCGGCAUCAACUACCAGCCCCUAGUGUCUUCCUCCAUGGCCCUGUCCUUCCCAGAGGCCCGGCCCCAUCCGGCGUGGAUGACGACAUGUUGGCC
Molecule: messenger RNA, 2556 nt
Organism: Durusdinium trenchii
Lineage: Eukaryota; Dinophyceae; Suessiales; Symbiodiniaceae
Source: the annotation of a GenBank genome assembly